UUAAAGUAAUAUCUGAAAAGAUAUAAAUAGAUAAAAGAUAUAAAUUUUUCCUAAAUGUCUGUAAAAUGAGAACGAAAAGUACAAUACUGAAACCUUACUUUUAUUUUAAAUCGAAUUUUUAUAUUAUAUGUUCUUUUCGAUUUUAUUUCAAAUAUAAAAAAUUCAUAUUUUUUUGUAUUUAUAAGAAUGAUAUAAAUGUACUUCGUACAUAUUUGUACAUAUUUGUUUUGUUGUAUACUUUAAUAAUAGUUGUAUAUAUAGCGGUAAAUAUAAUUAAUAAAUAUAAUUUUAAGUAAUUUCAGAUUUUAAACAUCUCGUAACUUAUUUAUAUACGAUGACGCAAGUUGAAGAUAUUAAUAGAUAUCUAACUGACGACAGAAUAUUUAAUAAAAUAAAUAAACGGUUUAUGAGCAUGGAUCCUGGUGAUAUGCGAGAUAAUAAUCAACGCUUGAACCCGUUUUUUGACAAGUUAACAGACGCUAUGAAAAAGCAAUGUCCAUUGUUUGCUAAAACCUAUCAAAGAAUUAUAUGGGCUGGGAGUUAUUAUAAAGGAACUCGAUUUGGGCAGCCAGAAGAAUAUGAUUUAAAUUUUGUAAUCAAUUUGCCCAUCAAAGAAAGAGAUGUAGAGUUUACCACGGAUCGGCCAGGUUUUACUAAAAUACGCACGGUUUGGAGAGACAAAAACUUGCAUAAUACUUUAAACAUAGAUCCGAAAGCAUAUAAGUACAUAUUAGAAUUGAAUUCCUUUAUCGACGAUCAAUCCUAUCUGGACCAAGAAAAAUUUCGCAGAUGGAUAAAACGAAUUUUUAGUAAAGUAGCCAAUGCAACUGGUAAAAAUAAUAGAAUUAUACUCGAUGGCUAUGAGCCAAUAAGCAUACGAGAAUCGGGACCAGCAUUUACGCUAAUGUUCCAACUUUCCGGAAGAACCAUCGAUAUCGAUGUAGUUCCUGUUUUAGUUUUUUCAACUAAUACUUUACCACCCAGAUGUUCAAAAAUGCAUUUGUUACAAUCUCCUUCAAAUAAAGUUAGAUGUUGGUCUGCAGUUCCCAAACCUUUAAAUAACAGUAGAGGAGGUUUCGGUGAUUCAAGAAAUCGUUAUUGGCGAUUGUGCUUUUACGAGUUUGAAAAAGACAUGCUUAACAGUCAUAAUUAUGGGCGUAUGAAGCCUAUAAUACGACAGUUAAAGAAACUUCGGGAUACUCAAAGAUGGAACAGCAUCGCAAGUUAUUUUCUCGAAACAUUAUGCUACCACGAAUCAGAAAUGUUUCACAUUACUAACAAAAAAUCGUCAACUUUUUUCUUCUUCACGGUAUUGUACUGAUAAAAUUCCAAAUGUAUGUUUCUAUUAU
This is a messenger RNA of Wasmannia auropunctata (little fire ant), 1349 nucleotides long. RefSeq names its product cyclic GMP-AMP synthase-like (gene cGlr1). The record is from RefSeq and is a predicted model, not a curated record. Bases 335 to 1321 code for a protein of 328 amino acids. NCBI's taxonomy places the organism in Eukaryota, Metazoa, Arthropoda, Insecta, Hymenoptera, Formicidae. The transcript has 7 exons.